AUGGAGAAAAAGUUGUCUAAGACCCCGGAUAUUAAAGCACAUUAUGAUGCAGCCAUAUUAGAGUAUUUGGAAUUAGGACACAUGAGGAAGGUAGACCCAAACAGCGUAUACAAGACCCCUCACUACUACUUACCUCACCAUGCAGUUAUCAAACCAGAUAGGGUUACCACAAAACUUAGAGUGGUUUUUAACGCAUCUAGCCCAACAUCAAACAAGAAAAGUCUUAACGAUAUCUUACAUACAGGACCCAUACUUCAGCAAGACCUUGUGCUACAAGUGUUGAAAUGGAGAUUUUUUAAGUACGUCUUCAAUGCAGACGUGACAAAAAUGUAUCGUCAGAUCUUAGUAGACCCCAAUCAAACAGCUUUUCAAAGAAUUCUCUUUCGUAAAUCAGAAAACCACCCAAUUGAGGAUUACGAACUCUUAACUGUUACCUUCGGCAUAAAUUGCGCCCCAUUUUUAGCGAUUAGGACCCUUCUCCAGUUAGCAGAAGACGUGAAAGAUUCUCAUCCGUUAGGAUCAAGAAUUAUUAAAGAAAAUUUAUAUGUCGAUGAUGUAUUAGCGGGCGGACACUCCAUAGAAGAAGCUACAGCAGCUAGGAAGGAAUUAGCCUCCGCAUUAGAAUCAGCUGGUUUCGAGCUAAGAAAAUGGGCGUCAAAUGACACACGUUUGUUAAAGGAUUUAAAUGAAGACAUGCUUCUUCCAAUAGAUUGGUUAAAUAUUUCCGAAGCUUCUUCGACAAAGACCCUAGGAAUUCGUUGGAAUAUAUCAGGUGAUAAUUUCACUUUUACGGCCCCUACAGUUGAAGAAAAGCAAAUGAGCACCAAGCGAGAAGUAUUAUCAACGAUAGCAAAGUUUUUCGACCCAUGUGGAUGGUUAGCGCCAGUAAUAGUUGUAGCCAAGUUAAUCAUGCAACAGGUUUGGCUAGAUAAGGUAGAAUGGGACGACUCGUUGAAGCCAGUGACUCAAAUGAACUGGAAUAACUUUGUGAGAGGUAGCCAUUCUAUAGACACUGUAUCGAUACCAAGAUGGGUUCGGUUUACACCUGCUAGUAUUGUGGAAAUACAUGGAUUCUGCGACGCGUCAGAAAGCGCAUAUGCAGCCACAAUUUAUAUACGCGUUGAACACAUCGAUAAAACUGUAGACACUUUUCUUCUAGCAGCCAAGACCCGAGUAGCCCCAGUUAAGAAAAUCUCUCUGCCAAGGUUAGAAUUAUGCGGUGCAGUUAUGUUGUCAAAGUUAACAAAUGCCAUUGUGCCUAAGCUUCAAUUAUCAAAGUUUACGACCCAUUUCUGGACCGACUCUACAAUCGUUCUAGCCUGGCUACAAAAGCCACCAUGCUCAUGGAGCGCUUUCGUUGGUAACAGGGUUUCAGAGAUAUUAGAGAACGUCGGCGGUGAGAAUUGGAAACAUGUUGACUCAGAAUAUAAUCCUGCAGAUGUAGCAAGUCGUGGCUGUUCUCCUGACGACUUAAUAGCUCAUAAUUUAUGGUGGACGGGACCCCAGUGGCUCAAAUUGCCGCAUGAUCAGUGGCCGCAAGACCGAGUUAAUACAGACACUAAUCUUGAAGCAAAACAAGUUAAAGUAUUCGCAACAGGCACUUUUGAUGACCCUUUGACUCGAUUUUCGUCUUUAGCUAGAGCAUAUCGUGUUUUGUCUUACGCAGUUAGGUUCUGGCGUAACACAGGUUCAACUAGAUCCUCACUUAAAAUUUCAUCGCAAGAAAUAACCAGCCCAGAGCUCAUAGACACAAAGAUGCGUCUUAUAGUGGCAACUCAGAAACAUUACUUCGUUGAGGAAUACAGUUCUUUGACCCAAAAGAAAAGGCUUUCACCUAGAAGUAGUCUUUUACCAUUCAACCCCUUCAUAGAUAGAAAAGGAGUAAUUAGAUCCAAUGGUCGUUUAGUUCAAUCGCCAGCUUUGACGUACAGCGAACGUCAUCCAAUCUUAAUCCCAUAUGAUUCGCGAUUUGCACUCCUUCUAGUGGAAUUUGUUCAUAAAGUCUCAAUGCACGGAGGCAAUCAACUUAUGACCCGGCUCAUCCGUACGGAGUUUUGGAUAUUCAGAUUGAAACAGUUGAUCAAGAAAGUUAUACACAAUUGCAGAGUUUGUACCCUAUAUCGAUUAAAGACUCAGACCCAAAUUAUGUCAUCUCUUCCACCCGAGCGUACUACUUUAUCCAGACCCUUUACGAAUACAGGGGUAGAUUUUGCAGGACCCUUCGGAAUCAAAAGCUUAACAGCACGAGCGUGUUUAAUAACCAAGGGUUAUAUCUGCAUAUUUGUUUGUUUUGCGACAAAAGCCAUCCACUUAGAAGCAACAAGUGAUUUAUCGACUCAAUCAUUUCUGGCGGCAUUAGCUCGUUUCAUAGGAAGGAGAGGGUGCCCAGAAAAGAUAUAUUCCGACAAUGGAAAGAAUUUUAUAGGCGCAGCAGAAAUGCUCAAGAAAGAUCAGAAAGAGUUUAUGAAAAGUUUACAGAGCAGCGCCAUUCAGCAACAUGCUCAUCAGAAUUUAGAGUGGAAAUUUAUUCCUCCAGGAGCUCCCCAUAUGGGGGGAUUGUGGGAGGCAGGAGUUAAAUCAUUCAAGAUACACCUUAAGAAGUCUAUGCCCAAAAUGAACUUCACGUUCGAAGAACUGUCAACCAUAUUGGCACGUAUCGAGGCCUGCCUCAAUUCACGACCCCUUAGCCCAGCUUCUGAAGACCCUAACGAUUUAGCACCCUUGACCCCAGCUCACUUCCUUAUAGGCUCUUCCCUUUUGACCCCGGCAGAACCCGACAUCUCAGAGGAGGACAUAACGCUUGCAAAUCGGUGGAAGAGAUUAAAGAUUAUAUCCCAAAACUUUUGUCAGAGGUGGAAGUCAGAGUACUUAAAUGAGCUUCACCGUAGAUACAAAUGGAAGUAUCAGCAAGAUAACAUACAGGUCAAUGAUUUAGUUGUCAUCAGGGAUGAGAGAUAUCCCACCGAGUGGAAGUUAGGACGAGUUUUUAAAACAUACCCCGGUGUUGAUCAGAACACUCGAGUUGUAGAUAUUCGAACUUCCAAUGGCAUAGUCAGUCGACCCAUAACUAAGAUUGUCAAAUUAUUCUCAGACACCCCUAGCAAUUCAUAA
This is a messenger RNA of Stomoxys calcitrans (stable fly), 3111 nucleotides long. RefSeq lists its product as uncharacterized. Gene Ontology annotation, molecular function: nucleic acid binding. The transcript has a single exon. The coding region runs from base 1 to 3111 and encodes 1036 amino acids. Gene Ontology annotation, biological process: DNA integration. NCBI's taxonomy places the organism in Eukaryota, Metazoa, Arthropoda, Insecta, Diptera, Muscidae. The record is from RefSeq and is a predicted model, not a curated record.